This is a messenger RNA of Meloidogyne enterolobii, 702 nucleotides long. The record is from the annotation of a GenBank genome assembly. NCBI's taxonomy places the organism in Eukaryota, Metazoa, Nematoda, Chromadorea, Rhabditida, Meloidogynidae.
AUGGGAGAUGGAGAAAUAGUAUAUUAUGGCUAUAGCGAUGCGAAAGGGAAUAACACAGACAAUGCAUGGAACGAAUCUAUAACAUACGCUUUUGAAAUUAAGCCUGAAAAUUUAAAAGAUUUCGGAGCAGAAAAUGGAAGUGAUGCAGUUAAAGCAAUGUGGAUGACAAUAGAAAUUGAUGAAAAUUCAGAUGAAGUAAAGUCCCUUCUAAUCAACAACAAGGAGGAUUCAAAAGUUGAGAAGGGAGUUGAGGAGGAGGAUCAAACAGUUGAAGAUAUGGAAACAGAUGAGUCAGUUGAGGGGAAGUCGACAGUUGAUGAGAAAAAGUCAGAAUUUGAAAAGGAAAAGAAGUUAAAAGUUCUUGAGAAGAAAAUAAAAACUAUAUUCAGCAUGGAGGAAAAAAUAGAUUUUGUUCUUAAAACGUUCAAGGUCGUUACUUUUAAUUUUAACAAACUUUGAUUUCGUAGUUUACGAAGUUAUAAAUCAUUAAAAAAUAAUUCUGCAAAAUUUAUUUCAUAAAAUUAAUAAAAUGACAUUUCAGACAUGUUGGGUUGAAAAAGUAAAAGGGGAAACUGAAGAAGAGAAAACUGAAACUGAAAAAGAGUGCUUGAAACUGAAUGAUAAAAAUAUGAUAAACAUGGAAAAUAUUGCUCGAUUUUUACUCGUUAAAAUGUAUAAGGAAGUCUCCUUCUUGGAUUAUCU